Molecule: messenger RNA, 1047 nt
Organism: Nerophis lumbriciformis (worm pipefish)
Lineage: Eukaryota; Metazoa; Chordata; Actinopteri; Syngnathiformes; Syngnathidae
Source: RefSeq, a predicted model, not a curated record
AUGGAUUUUUCGGAGGAAGUGCCAACAUUAUGCGAGGAAUCCCACGUCCCGACGGAGCUUAAAAAAGGAAUGUCAAUUUUUAUUGAUAUUUUACGGCGAGCAGAUAAAAACGAUGACGGUAAACUGUCCUUCGACGAGUUCAAGUCGUACUUUUCCGACGGCGUCCUGACGCCGGAUGAGCUCCGGGAGCUCUUCCACGCCAUCGACACGCAUCACACCGACAACGUGGACACGGAUGAACUCUGCGAGUACUUCUCGCAGCAUCUCGGGGAGUACAAGAAUGUUUUGGCUGCGCUGGAAGACCUCAACGUGUCCAUUCUCAAGGCCAUGGAUAAAACAAAAAAGGAUUAUCAAGAGUCCACCCACCUGGAACAGUUCGUGACCCGCUUCCUGCUGAAAGAGACGACCAAUCAGCUGCAGUCGCUGCAGAGCUCCUUGGAGUGCGCCAUGGAGACCACCGCCGAGCAGACGCGACGAGAAAAACAAGGUCCAGCCAAACCUGAAGUUCUGUCCAUCCAGUGGUCGGGCCGCCGCUCCAAUCGAAGACUCCAGAGGAACAACAGCCUGUCCCCCAGCAACCCCAUCUUAAGUCUCGUCAACUCAGGAGCUUACGAGGAGGAGAACCACUGGACGGUUCAAGUCAACAGACUGCAGAAGCUCAUCGACCGCCUGGAACAGAAGGAGAUCCGUCUGGAGCCUCUGGAAGACGAGGUCCCUGAGAGCAAGCUGGUGCGUCACGUCCUGAUCGUGCAGAGGCAGCUGUCCGUGCUGGAGGACGAGUUGGAGGAGUUUCGAGUGGCGCUCAGACACUACGUGGACUCGGCGCUCACGCAGACCGGAUGUCUACACGUGUGUGUCCAGCGUGUGUCAAACGCGUGCGGUUUCGUCAUCUAUGAGUUUUGGGAGCACAACAACGUGUGGAAGAAUCACCUGCAGAGCAACUCCAGCAAAACCUUCCAAAGAGCCAACGUGGACUUCCUGGAAACGCCCGAGAAUGUCAGCACCAUGCUCAUACCUGCUUCAUGGUGGGUCCUCAACAAUAACUGA